AACACACUCUGUUUCCAUCUUCUCCUGGUUAAUGUGUAAUCUGAGAGCAGAAUAAAGCUGCAGUGUUUGUAGUGUGAGCGAUCUGGAGCAGACAUCAUGAGCUUCUCUCUGUUCUUCUCCGCUGGAACAUGGGCUCUGCUCACACUGACUGUGCUGCUUCUGUAUGUAUAUGGAUCCUGGCCUCACGGUUUCUUCAAGAAGCUGGGCAUCCCGGGGCCCAAACCCCUUCCAUUCUUCGGAACCAUGCUGGAAUAUAGAAAGGGGUUUCAUCUGUUUGAUCUGGAGUGUUUGAAGAAGUAUGGGCGAGUCUGGGGUAUCUAUGAUGCGAGGCAGCCCGUUCUGUGCAUCAUGGACCAAUCCAUCAUCAAAACCAUCCUGGUUAAAGAAUGCCUCUCUCUCUUCACCAACAGAAGGAACUUCGGUCUGAACGGGCCGCUGUAUGACGCCGUGUCCAUCGUGGAAGAUGACGACUGGAGGAGGAUCCGCAGCGUCCUCUCGCCCUCCUUCACCAGCGGCAGGUUAAAGGAGAUGUUUGGCAUCAUGAAGACUCACUCUCAGAUCCUGGUUGAUAAUCUGAAGAAGACAGCGAUGCGAGGAGAAGCUGUGGAUAUUAAAGAGUUCUUCGGGGCGUACAGUAUGGACGUGGUGACCAGCACAGCCUUCAGCGUCGACAUCGACUCUCUCAACAACCCCAGAGAUCCUUUUGUGACCAACAUCAAGAAGAUGCUGAAGUUUGACUUCCUGAACCCUGUGUUCCUGAUCAGCGCUGUAUUUCCUUUCAUCACUCCUGUCCUGGAGAAAAUGGGUUUCGCCUUCUUCCCGACUUCUGUGACCGACUUCUUCUACGCUGCCUUGAAGAAGAUCAAGUCUGAAAGAGUGUCCAGCGAGCAGAAGAAGAAGCGAGUGGACUUCCUGCAGCUGAUGGUGGAUUCUCAGACGGCUGGGGGAUCUGAGGAGCACACUGAGAAAGGUCUGAGCGACUACGAGAUCCUCUCUCAGUCCAUGAUCUUCAUCUUCGGCGGGUACGAGACCAGCAGCAGCACGCUGUCCUUCUUCUUCUACAAUCUGGCCACACACCCCGAGGCCAUGAAGAAGCUGCAGGAGGAGAUCGACCAGAGCUUCUCUAGAGAGGAUCCGGUGGACUAUGAAGGCAUCAUGAACAUGGAGUAUCUGGACGCAGCGCUGAACGAGUCUCUGCGGCUCUUCCCCAUCGUUGCUCGACUGGAGCGUGUCUGUAAGAAAACGGUGGACAUCAACGGCCUCCUGGUUCCUAAAGACGUGGUGGUGAUGAUCCCGACCUUCGCCCUCCACAGAGACCCGGACUACUGGAGCGAGCCGGACAGCUUCAGACCGCAGAGGUUCUCUAAAGACAACAGAGAGUCGAUCGACCCCUACAUGUUCAUGCCCUUCGGUCUGGGGCCCAGGAACUGCAUCGGGAUGAGGUUUGCUCAGGUGAGCAUCAAGCUGGCCAUCGUGGAGAUCCUGCAGCGCUUCGACGUCUCUGUGUGUGAGCAGACUCAGGUUCCUCUGGAGCUCGACACCAGCGGACUCCUGGCCCCCAAGAGCCCCAUCAAACUCCAGUUCAAGCCUCGCAAACCUUCCCUCUCAGAGGACAUCUGUAACAACAACAACACGUCGUGAAGCAGCUCUCAGGCCGACGAGAAGCUUUCCCUGCUCUUCAUCUUUUCAGACUGAGAGCUUGAGUAACUUAGCUUCUGAGAGCACAGAUUCAGAUUCAGGGGUUUAUUCUGAUUGAGAGAACUAAACAUGAGAUCAGCCUUUAAAGAUGUUCUGUUGAAAUAUGAAAUAAAAUGUAUGAAAAGUGA
This is a messenger RNA of Carassius gibelio (silver crucian carp), 1826 nucleotides long. RefSeq names its product cytochrome P450 3A30. Bases 97 to 1641 code for a protein of 514 amino acids. The record is from RefSeq and is a predicted model, not a curated record. Gene Ontology annotation, molecular function: steroid hydroxylase activity; heme binding; oxidoreductase activity, acting on paired donors, with incorporation or reduction of molecular oxygen, reduced flavin or flavoprotein as one donor, and incorporation of one atom of oxygen. Lineage: Eukaryota; Metazoa; Chordata; Actinopteri; Cypriniformes; Cyprinidae. The transcript has 13 exons.